Syngnathus typhle (broad-nosed pipefish) is the source of this 917-nucleotide messenger RNA. It is a transcript of the gene zdhhc22, whose product is annotated as zinc finger DHHC-type palmitoyltransferase 22. Gene Ontology annotation, molecular function: palmitoyltransferase activity. NCBI's taxonomy places the organism in Eukaryota, Metazoa, Chordata, Actinopteri, Syngnathiformes, Syngnathidae. The coding region runs from base 1 to 828 and encodes 275 amino acids. The transcript has 2 exons. The record is from RefSeq and is a predicted model, not a curated record. Gene Ontology annotation, cellular component: Golgi apparatus. Gene Ontology annotation, biological process: protein palmitoylation.
AUGUUCACCCGGAUGCUCAAACUGAGGCUCCUCAACGCCGUGGCCCCUGCAUACUUUUUCACAGCGACAGUGGUCACCUUCAUCCUGCACUUUGGCUUCUUCAUGCCAACCAUCUUCCCCGGCGCCGACACGUCGCCAGGAGGGUCUGCAACUGUUCACACUUUCCUGUUCCUCUUCCUGAUGUUCAACGCCCUUGGGAAUUACACAAUGACUAUCCUCUACCCUGCUGCGAGCGCCACCGAGACGGCGGUCCCGGUGUGUUCCCCGCACUGCUCGGACAAAGUGGACGCGCACUACCUCCUGAAUGGCCGCCACUUCUGCAAACUGUGCAAGAAAGUUAUACUCAAACGUGAUCACCAUUGCUUCUUCACCGGGAAUUGCAUCGGGAACAAAAACAUGCGCUACUUCAUCAUGUUUUGCAUCUACACCUCGUGCACGUGUUUGUACUCGCUGGUUCUUGGUGUGGCCUUCCUCACAGUGGAGUACUCCAUCUCUUUUGAAAAUCCGCUGACCUUCUUGACCCUUCUGCCUCUCUCCACUGGCUACUUCUUCACAGGAACAAUCUCCGGCCUGCAGCUGUUCCUGGUGCUGAUGCUUUAUGUGUGGCUGGGCAUCGGGCUGGUGUGCGCGGGCUUUUGUUGCCAGCAGGUGCUGCUGGUGGCCCGGGGCCAAACCUGGUGUCAGAUGCAGAGGGGGGAGCUCGUGGACAACCGCAGCCCUUGGAGAAGCAACCUCACGGAUGUGUUUGGCUCCAACUGGGCGCUGGGCCUCAUUCUGCCGGUGCACACAGCCCAGAUGUGCUCUGAGGAGGCGCUCAAGCAAGACUGACCAGAAAUCUUAUUAUUCAUUUAUCAGCAGCCAAUAGAUCCAAUAGAUCACACGAAGAAAAAAAACAAAAAAACAUGUUGGAAUAAAUG